ACUCGUGGCCUCUCUUUGCCUGAUGGUCGUCACAAGAACACCACGGGAGACUCGACAAAGGGGGCAGCAGCCUCACGAGAGGGCGCUCCAGAGUUGUGGAGAAGGCAUCGACGGUGCGGUCGUCGAGGGAGCGAGAUGGCCGCGGCUGCAGGGCGGCCGCCGUGCUUAUUCUGUCAGAUUGCACGGGGCUCCACCUCCACCGAUCUCCACUACGCCGAUGAGAUGGUUGUCGCGUUCCGUGACAUCAAUCCGUCCGCCGUCAGGCAUUAUCUGGUUAUACCUGUUGAGCACAUACCUACUGUCAAACAUCUCCAGAGAAAAACAGAAGAUUAUCAUUUAGUUAAUCACAUGUUGAACGUGGGGAAAACCCUUUUGGCCAGAGAUGCACCUGAAUCAAUGUGUUCUAGAUUUGGUUUCCAUCAGCCCCCAUUUAAUAGUAUUGAUCAUCUCCAUCUUCACUGUCUGGCAUUACCAUUCACACCAAGGUGGAGACAAGUGAAAUAUACAACUCUGGGUCCUUUCUGGGGGUUCAUAGAGGCUGAGAAAUUAUUGGACAAGAUAAGGCCAUUCUCGAAAGUGACCUCAUAGUUGUGACAUCAAAUCAUGUUAAAGGAGACUGUUUUGCUCACUUAUUUAUCUUUUAUUUUUUUUGGCAUUGAAUUCCUCUGCAAUAUGCAAUUGAUUUUAUCUGGUUAACUGUGCUGUCAAUUAUGAGCACUACACACAUAAAAGAAUCAUGUUAAAUUUGUUAUCUUAUUGGCAUUUCACUGUCGGUAUGCAAUCAAUUCUUUAUGAGUUAUAA
This is a messenger RNA of Musa acuminata AAA Group (dessert banana), 802 nucleotides long. Its product is annotated as bifunctional adenosine 5'-phosphosulfate phosphorylase/adenylylsulfatase HINT4. The record is from RefSeq and is a predicted model, not a curated record. Bases 136 to 588 code for a protein of 150 amino acids. NCBI's taxonomy places the organism in Eukaryota, Viridiplantae, Streptophyta, Magnoliopsida, Zingiberales, Musaceae. The transcript has 6 exons. Gene Ontology annotation, molecular function: catalytic activity.